This is a messenger RNA of Monopterus albus (swamp eel), 1070 nucleotides long. Its product is annotated as cilia- and flagella-associated protein 221-like. The coding region runs from base 268 to 1050 and encodes 260 amino acids. The record is from RefSeq and is a predicted model, not a curated record. The transcript has 8 exons. Gene Ontology annotation, biological process: motile cilium assembly; cilium movement. Lineage: Eukaryota; Metazoa; Chordata; Actinopteri; Synbranchiformes; Synbranchidae. Gene Ontology annotation, cellular component: 9+2 motile cilium.
AAUAUAAGUAAGUCCCGAAGGCAUGUUGUCCUAAAGUUUUCUCAUUAGAAGCUGAUAAAACCUUUGCUAUGUAGCCUCGACUUAAGUUAACGCUCGUUAUAUUAAGCUAACAAUACUUGAGUUGUUUGCUAUCAUUAGCUUCUUUGCUAAAGGUGCGGUUAGGUACUUAAAAGAUUAUUUUAUGGAUAGUAUUGAGGCAGCACACAUAUUGCAGAGGAAGAGCUUUUUGUCAUUCUCAUGAAGAGUCAGAACUGACCUUUUGCCAGGAUGGAGGUGGCCCUGUCUGCCCCGCAGUUACUCCCAGAGCCCCAGAGGAGGGGGACACCUUUGCCUCUGAGCCAGCUGGUGGAGGAGAGCAGGAGCAAUGCCAGCAUCCCCAAUCAUUUACUGGAAUCAAAAAUUUAUGCCAAACUGAAAAGCAACAGCUUGAUCCAAGCAGAGCCGUCAGAGCUUCAUUUCAGUGGGUUUGAGCUGGGGAAGGAUUACAUAAAGAUCCUGAAACUAAUCAACAUCUCAUCUGAAGUUAUGAAUAUUCAUAUCAUUCCCACCCAAACUAAGCACUUCCAAACAACUUAUACCAAAAAGUAUCGACUCAUCCCAGGCCUCGCCUACACACUGAAGGUCAGAUUUUGGCCUGAUGAAUGGCGUUACUUCUAUGACUGCGUUCGGGUUCACUGCAAGGGGGAAGAGAACUUGUUAAUCCCAGUUCAUGCUUACCCUGUCAUCGAUGACCUGCACAUCCCUCCUCAUAUCGACCUAUCAGCUGUCCCACUUGGACAAAGUGUAAGCCAUGCUAUUCCGCUGAGAUGCAGCAGUCCUCUUGACUUUGAGUUCCAAGUGUAUGUUAUUCAGCCUCACGAGGCCUUCUCUGUCCAUCCCCUCACAGGUGUGAUACCCGCCAAUGGUGAGGUGAAGAUCAUGGUGACCUUCAGUCCUUUGCAGUACGAGACGUCUCAGGUCACCAUCCAGCUGGUCAUCGCACAGUUCAACACCAAACCCUACCUGUGUACUAUCACUGGGAGCUCCGCCCCUCACCUGGCUCUCAGGUAAUUAAAAAAAUGGAUUGUUUU